This is a messenger RNA of Physella acuta, 1604 nucleotides long. Its product is annotated as cilia- and flagella-associated protein 119. The record is from RefSeq and is a predicted model, not a curated record. NCBI's taxonomy places the organism in Eukaryota, Metazoa, Mollusca, Gastropoda, Physidae.
UCUCCUUGUAGUCUCGCCGCCAUUGCGCCAUUUGGAUUUCAAUGGUUUUUACGUUGCAUAAAGGCUGGCUAAUUUUCCGUCGGCGUUUUAUUUUGAAAUGUUUAAAAUAAUUGCAUACACAAAUACAAAUAACAUUUAGGCACCACGGUCGUCCUUAGUGAUGAUCCACCUGUCUUAAAUCUGAAGCUAAACAAACAUGAGACUCGAGAAGAGCAAAACGAAAGUAAAGACGAAGGGAAGCGAGUCCCAAUCCACUGUCACAACUCUAGGAAGUCAGGAUGAGAUGAGUACCUCGUCAAAACGGUUCCGUAUGGCCCGUACAACGUCAGAGAUGCAGCCCGCUGUCCCCAAAACCGAGAACCCCAGGGGUUAUAGGUACAGCAUCACAGGUACCCUCGUUGGGGAAAAGGAAGGAUCCCGCAGCCGAAAAUCCGAAGAUACGAGUUCUAUUAUAAGUCGGUUGCCUAUGAUGAGUUUGACAAAUGAGCCACCUAUGCUACUUCCAUACCCAACUCAUGGAUUAUUUCCCAAAUUACAUAAAGCUAAAAUUCUUGUUUGGUCUGAUCUAUCAGUGGAUGCUGUAGAUAGAUUGAAUGAAUCCCUCAAUGUCGAUCAUAUCAAACAAGUUUUGGCAGAGAUUUUUAGGCUAGAAGGCUGGAAAGACAAUUUGAAAACAGGGAUCAUCAUGGAUUUAUAUUACUACACAUUGCAGUUUGCUAGAGAGCAGGGGUUUUCAAAAGAAAAACAAUCCACAUUUUUCUCCAUAAUAAAAAACAUAUUUGAAGUUUGCAUUGAAACACCAUUUGGCAAUUUAGACCAUACAUUCCAGUACUUUAAAGACCUCCUUCAUUGUCAUGCAGUAAAUCAUCCUCCAUACAGUAUUGAGCUUUUCACACCCAAUGAAGCCAGGAAAAUUUCAGAAUAUACUAUCAAUACAUUUUUCAGGCAUUUUAAGAUGUACAAAUAUGCCUUCACAGCACAGGUACGAUUAGAUCUUCACAUUUCAUAUCAAGGGAUGGCUUCACCUCCACCAUCUGAAGUUUCUACAGCCUUGAAGGAAGAGAGUCAGCUCUUAGAAGAUGAAACUCUUGGUGAACUGGAGACAGAAAAAAUUGUGGAAGAUAACGAUGAGCAACUGAUCGCAGCAAAAGAGGAAUUUAAAAGUAUCGUCAGGAAUUUUCUCACACAAGAAGCUAAAAAGAUAGAAGGUAGAGUGGAGGAUCAAAUCAAAGCUGCAGUUGACACACUAAACAACAAAAUAGAUCCAAUGAUUGGCAAACCUGAUGCUAAAGUAGUCAAGAAGAAAUAGGUCUAUAUGCUAUUGAAUAUUUCUGUUUUUUUCAAUGAGUAAGUAGGUACUUAUACAAUGAAAUACUACAGGCAAGAUGCGUAACUACAAAAUGGAAUAAUAAUCUUAAAUAAAAUAAUUAACCGAUACUAUUUUCGUCAUGUAGUGAUUAUUUCAAGUUUAUUGCACAAAAUUAAACAUAACAUUAUACAACUUUUUUUAAUCACAGAAAUUUGAUACGUAAGAGUAUUAUACAAGAAAACUAUUAGUUCAAAACAAUGAAAUUUUUUAAAUUUAAAUGUUAACUACUAGGUUU